Messenger RNA from Acanthoscelides obtectus, 1866 nucleotides. NCBI's taxonomy places the organism in Eukaryota, Metazoa, Arthropoda, Insecta, Coleoptera, Chrysomelidae. The record is from the annotation of a GenBank genome assembly.
GUCCGAGAUCGUGAACGAGAACCAGCCACAGCUUGCCGCGGUCUGUGCGCAUCAGUGCUGCACUAUCCACUUGGGAGCGUACUAGUGUUGGGCGAUAUUCCGUAUGUGGAUAUUCCGCUUGCCGGUUCUUGCGUGUUUUGUGUUGUUAUUUUUGUUUACGCCAUAGCAUGUAUGACAUCGCUUUGGAUUAUCCGACAUGAAUCUUACAGAAGUGACAGUCAAAUAUCCUAGGGGUGCUACAAUUUUUGCGGCUUGUUGUGCUAGCAUUUUUUGUGUUCUCGGAGUCAUAGGUAACCUGGUGACUAUUUUGGCACUAACUAGAUGUCCAAAGCUUCGCAUCCAUGCCACUACGGCCUUUGUAUUGUCUCUGUGCAUCUCUGAUUUGAUAUUUUGCUUGGUGAAUCUACCACUGACUGCGUCCAGGUAUAUAAACGAGGCUUGGACAUUUGGAGAUGCACUUUGCCAGUUAUUCCCAGUUUUGUUCUAUGGGAAUGUUGCUGUUUCUGUACUCAACAUGGUUGCCAUUACAUUAAAUAGGUAUGUUCUUAUAUCGUGUUACCAAUACUACAGUUGGCUCUAUUCGAAAAUUUCCAUAUGGGUACAGCUCAUUUUUAUAUGGGGUGUCGCAUUUUUAUUAAUGCUUCCACCAUUGCUUGGUAUCUGGGGGCAACUUGGAUUGAAUCCCUCAACAUUCUCGUGCACGAUAUUGCAGAAGGAUGGAAAAUCUCCGAAAAAAAUUAUUUUUCUGAUCGGAUUUGCCUUACCUUGUACUGUAAUAAUUAUUGCAUACUCCUGUAUAUAUUACAGUGUUCGGAAGUCGAGGAAGAAGUUGAAAUCUCACCAGCCAUUGCCAGACAAAAGGAUAACGAAGAGAGAAAAAGACGACCGCAGAUUGACAAAAUUGAUGGCCAUAAUCUUCAUAUGCAUUCUUCUAUGUUUCUUGCCAUUGAUGAUCGUCAAUGUUUUCGAUGACAACGAUCCAAAAUAUCCAGUUCUUCAUAUAUUAGCGUCAGUGCUAACCUGGGCAUCCAGUGUGAUAAAUCCUUUCAUUUAUGCAGCUAGCAAUAGGCAGUACAGAUCUGCUUAUUCGAAAUUAUUCAGGAUUGUUAAAUCGAGCGUAGCCUUUUCUGACUCGAAACAGGGCUCAAGAGCUUCCAAAGAGAAAAUUGGCUCAGUUACUUUGAAACCCAGUGGAGCUAGCAGCUAAUCUACAGAUUUUUUAUUUUUAGGUGGUUAUAGUUACAAAAAGUUGUAUAAUGAACUCCAGGAAAAAUGUUCAUGUUUAGGCUUCAAGGGAAGAAAAAAUUUUUUACAUAAAAUCUAAUGCUAGAAAAAGUAUGAUUUGCUACAGUAGAAAAAAGUUUUAGGCUACUACAGUACAGAAUUUGAGACUGCAUUAUCGCGCUGUUUCCCUAAACGGAUUAAUUUUAUCCAAACAUGUUAGGACGCUUUAUUAUCAACAAACAUUUUCAUUUCUUGUGGUGUCUUGGAACACAUUGUUUCUAUCAGUAUGCAUUCCCAAGAAAAACAAAAUAAAUAUAGAAUAAUGAAAAUGAACAAAAAAAAGAUAAGACUGAAAGUUUUCUUCAUAAUUAUGUAAAACCAAAUAUGCCCUAGUUAAAAUUCUGCCAACUUAGGAAAUAUUCACAAGCUAUAGUUAGGCUUCCUUUUUUGUAUUCCAGUGAAGUUACCAUUUAUGUGUUUGUUCAGAAUGUACUUUUUUCUUUAUAUUGUAUAUUAUUUUGAUAAUUAUGUGAUAUAUAUUUUUGUAAUGUAUAAAUCUAUAUAUUUAUUCAACUUUCAGCAGAAAUGCAUAUCUAUUUUUAUAGUCUGACAAGAAAAUUGUCUUACAUACCUAAAUGUUUA